This is a messenger RNA of Neolamprologus brichardi, 702 nucleotides long. Lineage: Eukaryota; Metazoa; Chordata; Actinopteri; Cichliformes; Cichlidae. The record is from RefSeq and is a predicted model, not a curated record.
AUGAGGAUUGUUGGUGCCCCUCUCUCAUCUCUGGAGGAGAUCUACAAACAGCGCUGCAUACGCAUAGCUAUCUCCAUCAUCAGAGACCCCCACCACCCCUCGCAUGGCCUGUUCUCCCUCCUGCUGUCUGGCAAGAGAGUGAUCCAGAGUAAAAAUCCAGCGUUUCCUGUGGGAAGUCAUGUUGUGAGUAACAGUGGGUGGAGAACCCACACACUCAGUGAUGGGACCGGCCUCACUCCCAUCCUGCCCGAGUGGCCUAAAGAUGUGUCCCUGUCUCUGGCUCUGGGUGCCAUCGGGAUGCCCGGACUGACGGCUGUUUAUGGGAUAGAAGAAGUGUUGGGUCUAAAGGAGGGCGAGACCCUGCUGGUGAACGCUGCAGCUGGAGCGGUGGGCUCCGUGGUGGGACAGAUCGCAAAGAUCAAGGGUUGUAAGGUGGUGGGCUCGGCAGGCUCUGAUGCCAAGGUGGUUUACCUCAAAGAGCUGGGAUUUGAUGAGGUCUUCAACUACAAAACUGUGGGUUCCCUGGAGGAGGCUCUGAGGAAGGCUUCACCUGAAGGAUACGAUUGCUUCUUUGAAAACGUGGGAGGCCCUUCGUCAGAUGUCGUCCUGCAGCAGAUGAAGAAAUUUGGAAGAAUAGCUGUGUGUGGAAGUAUCUCCACCUACAAUGACAGCCAACCCCAGACAGGUUUCUUACUGCCCUAA